Molecule: messenger RNA, 2884 nt
Organism: Leptopilina boulardi
Lineage: Eukaryota; Metazoa; Arthropoda; Insecta; Hymenoptera; Figitidae
Gene: LBR
Product: delta(14)-sterol reductase TM7SF2
Exons: 9
Coding region: 166-2085 (639 amino acids)
Biological process (GO): sterol biosynthetic process
Cellular component (GO): endoplasmic reticulum membrane; nuclear inner membrane
Molecular function (GO): oxidoreductase activity, acting on the CH-CH group of donors, NAD or NADP as acceptor
Source: RefSeq, a predicted model, not a curated record
CGCGACGCGCCAUUUGCGUGGCCAAUACUUAUCAAAUUUAGGAACGCUGUUGGCGUCUAUACAUCACGUAGAUUGUGUUUAUUGAAAAAAAAAACAUACAUAUAACCUCCCUUCUCGCCUGUUUGGAAAGUUAUUUAUGCUGGAAAAAAGAAAAAUUUAUCAAACAUGAAAUUUAUUGAAGGCGAGGAAGUCCUCGCAAAACAACCAAAUACCUCGGAAUUUCAAAAAGGAAAAGUCGUUAAUGUAAAGGGAAGUAAUUAUCGUGUUGAAUUCAAAGGAGGAUCACAAUUUACAAUCAAGGAAGGCGAUAUGAAGCCAACAAGAACAUCGCGAAGUGCAACGAGAACUAGAGGACAAACAAAAAAGAGUCCUUCGCGAAAUUCACCGAGUCGACGAUCUCCUAGUAGAAGAUCUCCAGGUAGACUUCAAAAUCAAACUAGAAAAUUAACAUCACGAAGCUCAAGGCUUAUACAAAUUUCUGAUGAUGAGCGAAAAGAAGGUUCAAGCGAAGCAAGUGGAAGUGUUCAAGAUGAUGAUUCAGAUGUGAUUCCUCUUCAAUUACGAGCUCGUGACAAUGUACAAUUAACGAGACGUUCUAUAAGAAUUAUGUCGAAUGUCGCAAAAGCUGAACAAGAACAAAGAUUAAUUGCACUGACAAGAACCAUUGAUCGUGCAGCUUCUCUUCCAACUGAAAGGAAUGUUCAAGCAUACGACAGUAUUAGAGAAAGCAAAGAAAGAGGAUUUUCUAUGAUUAGAGAUUCAGACUUAAAAAAAAAUGCCCUCUACGAUGAUAAUGUAAGAUCGGAUGUUGCUGAGAAACAUAAAAAAGAAAUUGAUCUUCUUAGUAAACCACAAGAAUGGGGUGGCUGGUUUGGAGCUUUAAUGCUAAUAUUCCUAGGGCCACUUAGCAUUCUUUUACCACAAUUUGCUUGCUCGAGAGAUUAUUGCAGCAUUUCAAAAUUUCGUCUAAAUAAGGAUAUUAAAACCUAUUUAAAUGCUGAUACAUUUUUAUUCUAUACAGGAUAUUUAUUCUUUGUGGCGAUAAUGUCAUUGGUACCAAUUGGUUGGAUUGUUGAAGGUCAACAAACAAGAAUCGGUAGACUCAAAUACCGAAUUAAUGGUCUAUUAACUGGAAUACUGAUUUUGAUUGCAUAUGGCGUCGCCGAGUACAAAGGAUAUCAAAUAAGCAAUUUCAUUUUAUACAAUAGUGUAGAAUUUACACUUGUUGGACUUAUUAUUGGAACAAUUUUAUCAAUUGUUCUUUAUAUUAAAGGAGGUAGAGCGUCAGUAGCUAAUCUUAAUAUAUAUGCGUCCACAAAUAAUCAUAUUUAUGAUUUUUGGCAAGGAAGAGAAACAAAUCCACGAUUUGGACCUUUAGAUAUAAAAUUCAAUUUCAUCAGAGCUACUUUAAUUGGAUCGAUUGUUGUCUCCAUUGCUGUAAUCGUAAAUAUUUUCCAAGAAUCUCAAACUAUUUCUCUUGCAACAAUUAAUUUGACAGCACUUAUUGCUGCUAUUUUGCAAAUACUUUAUGCACUUGAUGGAUUGAUUUUUGAAGCUGUAUUUUUGAGUUCUUUUGAAGUUACAUAUGAAGGAACUGGAUUUAUGCUUUGCUUUGGAUAUUUGAUGUAUCCAUUUCUUUGCACUCUACCCGCAAGAUAUGCGCUUUAUAACAAGGUUUCUCAGUCUCCGUACAUUUUGGCUUUAUUAGUCGUCUGUUAUUUUAUUGGUCACGGUAUCUAUAGAUAUUGUAAUUCUCAAAAGGAUGAAUUCAGAAGAAAUCCACUUUCUCCUAGUCUAGCUCGCUUGGAAACAAUACCAACUGUAAGAGGUAAAAAAUUGAUUGUAUCAGGCAUAUGGGGAUACGUUCGACAUCCAAAUUAUCUCGGUGAUAUUAUUCUUCAUUGGUCGAUAGCUGGUUUAUUUAUCGUAAAAGAUGUUUUACCAUAUUAUAAUGCAAUUUUUUUGACAACGAUGUUAAUUUACCGUUCAUUCAGAGAUAACAAACGGUGUCAGCAGCGAUAUGGACUCGCCUGGGAGGAAUAUUGCUCUCGAGUGAAAUACAUGAUUAUAAAAAGAAUAUUUUAAGACACUGAUAAAGGGGGGUGUCCUCAUUAAUUUGCAUUUUGCGGGCCACAAUUGACGCUAAUCAAUUUUUAAUUCAUUUAUUCAUACAUUAUACGUGUAUGCCUUUUAAUUUGAUAUUGGUGGCAUAUCUAAAUUAUUUAUAAUUUUAUAAAACAAUAUAUUAGUGAUUAAUUAUUUUUUUAGCUUCUAAUUCAGGUAGUUUUUUUUUUUUUUUGUUUUUUUUUUUUUUAGAAAAUUAUUAUCUAUGUAUAUAUUUUUAUACGUGGAUUAAAUAAAAUUGUAUAAAGAAAAUUUUAUUAAAGGGAUUAUUCUUCUCAAAAUAUUUUGAGUGGCCCGCAGGCCUCGAUAUUGAGGUCAAAAAUAAUAAUAAUAAUAAACUUUGAAAUACGUUUAAAUUUGAAAUUGUAAUUCAUUUUGUUACAGGAAGAUUAAAAUUGUAAAUAAAUGUAUUUCAAAGUAGUCUCGGGAGCAAGACAAUACAUCAAUUAUUAUUGAUUGUUUAAUUAUUGUCAAUCGUAAAUUUUACAUGAUUUUAAUUUUACAAAAUAUGCCUGAGUCAUGAUAUUUACUCUGUUUUUAAGGGAUGUUUAUAAAUAUUGAAUAUACAUGAAAGAAAAAGAAAAAAAAAAUGCGAAAUUAAAUACACAGCAGUUAUUAAUAAGACUGUUGUUAUAAAUAUAUAAAUAUAUGAGACGUAAGUUUUAAGAAGAAUCCAUGACACUUGAGAUCACAAAUUUUAAAGUAAGAGUUUUAUACUUUUUUAUCAUACUUAUAUAAAUAUAUUAUAUUUACAUAUUCA